Seminavis robusta is the source of this 729-nucleotide messenger RNA. The record is from the annotation of a GenBank genome assembly. Lineage: Eukaryota; Bacillariophyta; Bacillariophyceae; Naviculales; Naviculaceae.
AUGAAGUUCCAGCCACCUCCCCGCGUAGUUUCUCAGACAGAGUACAUUUCCGUGUCCGCCGAUGGCGAAGAUGCGUGGAAGACGAUGGAUUUGGUCGAUAUUUUGCAGCGGGGAGGCGUGGGUGUGCUACCGACGGAUACGGGCUACGGAUUCGUGACCCCACUGGACAGCAAGCAAGGACUGGAGCGGUUGCUGCGCAUCAAGGGGAUUCAAGACUGCAAGAAACCACUUAGUUUGCUUUGUUCCAAUUUGAAAACCAUUGAUGAAUUCUGCUUUGGCAUUGACAAGGCAGCUUUCAAGGUACUCAAGAAAAACUUGCCUGGCCCAUAUACCUUCAUUCUACCCGCUAAAAACACACUGCCCAAUGGAAUUGUCAUGGAUAUCAAAGGAGGAAAACAUUCCUGGAAACGACAAACUCUAGGUGUUCGAAUACCCAAUGAUCCCGUCUUGAGGUAUCUGCAAGAUGAUUUACUCGAUGGCAUGCCCCUCUUGGUAUCCUCGCUGCCCAUUCUGGGAAUGGACGACGAUGACGAUGAUUUCAUGACACCCAGCACGCAAUUGAUUGAUUGUCAAGUCGACAUGAACGCUUCGUGGUGUAACCAGGUCGACUUUGUCGUAGACGCAGGUACAAGACCCUACGAUGGAUCCACCAUUUUUGAUCUCAGUGCGACAAGAGGAGAACCUAUACUGGUGCGAGAAGGGCUGGGGGAGCUACAAUUGGUGCAGUAA